UAAACUUGUUUUAUCAAUGUUGCUUACAUCAAUGUUGCAGGUAAUGCAUAUUACACAACUGGUGUGGAUUUGUUUCUCCUUGAAUUUUAAAACUAUUGACAAAAGGUGAGAUACAAUAACUAAAUGUACUAUUAUAACCAAGCUCAAUGCUGUAUGAUUUAUUUUUUAUGUUGUAGAUUCAUGAUUUACUGAAGUAUAAAAUCUCCUGGCCCACAUGACUGUCUCCCGGGACAGACAAACCAGUAAUGAAAGAGUUGGCACCCAUUGACGGUGAUUACUCUGCAUGUCAGUUCAAAUUAAUGCGGAGAACACGGAGUCUAAAUCAACACAAAAAUCUAAAAGUGCACAUUUUAGGGAAGGGGAAAAAUCAUCAGAUACCAACAUUUAUGCAGCUAACUAAAAUCAACACAUCUAAAGCUAGCUGGAAGCUUAGUCAGAAAGAAAGGCCUGUUUCCAUAUUUUUUCCCCUUUGUUAUCACAUAUUGUCUCCCUAUGUGUGCAAUGGUAUCACCCGAUGUUAUUCGUGACUGAAGAAUUCCGAUUAGUUUUGCUGCAAGCACAAUCAGUGCCAUAAAAUGAGCCGACACAAUCGGUCCGUACAAGUGUCACGAUCUCCCUGUAUCAGAGCAGCAGAGCUUUUUGAGGAAAGGUUAGCUGCUUUUACUGUUGGGAAAGUCAGUCGGGUCCACACUGAACAACAGUUCAUCAUACUAGUUUAAAUCUACCAUGUACCCUGAUGGUACGACAAGCACCCAGGAUGACUAGUCUGUGUGUGCUGCUGCUCUGUACCACACUGCUGUGUUUCACCAGUACAUGGGGCUGUCCUGACGGGUGCGAGUGUCUGGUCAGCUUUGUGAACUGUCAGGCCGCGGGACUGACUUCCGUCCCAACGGACCUGCCGCUCGACACUGACCAUCUGGACUUCACGGAAAACAACCUGACCUACAUCCACGCAGACACCUUUAAACAGCUCUCACAAAUACAGCAACUCUACCUGGCUGGGAACCAAAUUACGGACAUUGAGUUUAGGGCACUGUCCAUGCUUAAACACUUGAAAAUACUUGAUCUGAGGCACAACAAGUUGACAGAAUUGCGGGAAUACUACUUUACUGGGCUGAGCAAGCUGCGACAGUUGUUUCUUGUGGGUAAUAUCAUCACAAAGGUGGAUUCCAUGGCAUUUAGUGGACUUUUCAGAAUUGAAAAAAUCUACCUCGGGAAAAAUGAGCUAACAAGUUUUCCCUGGGCUUCUCUCUUCCUGUUACCAAUGCUGGAGCAACUGGAUCUGACAGAAAACAGAAUCCAGGUCCUGGAUCCCAAGAUCCGAAACAUGCCUCAAGCCAAUGCGCUUUUUCUGCAUGACAACCCGUACAGGUGCAACUGUCAGAUGAGGUGGUUUGAGGAGUGGCUGAAUUCCGGGUUAGUUCCCCAGGGAAUGGAUGCAUACCGCAAUUUGUACAAAUGCCACCUUCCCGAGAGUUUGCGCCAGGACAAAAUUGUCUCUCUAAAACAGGAAGACUUUUACUGUGCUCCGCCUGCGCUAACUGUUUAUUCCAAGACAGUUGUCGUGGAGAACGGGAUGCCAGCUUCGCUCUGCUGUCAUAUGACUAGUGGGUCUCCCACAGACGUUCAAUGGCUGACAGCACACAACAUCACUAUCAACAGGAAUACAUCCCUGGGGCGUAUAUGGACAGAGGGGAACUGCCUACACAUCAGGUCCGUGAUUAACAUGGAUGUUGGUGAGUACGUCUGCACCGUGACAAACCAAGGUGGAGCUGUAUCAGCAUCGCUGUCCUUGGACAUAGGGCAGCCAAGAACCGAGCAGUACAAUGUCAAUGCAAAUACCACUAGCGAGGAAGAAAUGACCGUCACCAUUGACCGUACAGAGGUGUUCAUCCUCUGUGGGUUCAGCUCAGGCUCAUUGGUGUUUGUGGCCAUGUAUCUGUUUAUCAAAUGGCCAAACGUCGGACCUUGCAAGUCCAACAAGGCCCCUCACCACCCCCCUGCUCAUGGCGGCAUUGGUUGCUUCCAGUAGUAUCACUGGGAAUGCCGUGGUGUUGGCAGAUACCAAGCCACAGCACAAACAGGGGGGUACAGAUGGAGGGGCAGGUAAGAAGGUUAGGAUAGUUGAGCCAGAGAAUGGAGCCUGUGGUCAGGAAAUGGUCAUCUCCAAGGAGAAGACUCGCUCUACAAGUCUGGUAUAAGCAGCGUGGCGUGAGUAAUGGAGACAGUGUCAGACAUCUCAAUUUUGUAGUGUGUAAAAAACUUCCUUGCAUCAAUUCUUGUGUGUACAAAGAGUAGAACCAGGACAUAGUUGAGUUGUAUAGCAUAGUACAUGCAGCUCUUGACUUCACACUAAAACUAACAAUUGAUUUUUGUUUGAAAAGAUUGAAGUUCAGUGAUAUAUAUUAUUGCAUGUAGACAAAACAUAUAGGAUUUGUACAUUAUCUAAUCUUGUAAGUUGUAAGGUAGGUCAAAUGAGGGUCAUAAUCAUGUGUUAGAUGUGAAAGGGUUCAAACCAUGCAGUUCCUUGUAUGUUACUAGUAGCAUGUUACAGUAAAAUGUUGCUAAGAAGUAGUAAAUCAUUUGAAUGUCAGGGAAAGGUGGUUCUGAU
Messenger RNA from Branchiostoma floridae (Florida lancelet), 2611 nucleotides. Its product is annotated as leucine-rich repeat-containing protein 4B-like. Gene Ontology annotation, molecular function: protein binding. Bases 737 to 2032 code for a protein of 431 amino acids. The record is from RefSeq and is a predicted model, not a curated record. NCBI's taxonomy places the organism in Eukaryota, Metazoa, Chordata, Leptocardii, Amphioxiformes, Branchiostomatidae. Gene Ontology annotation, cellular component: plasma membrane. The transcript is spliced from 2 exons.